This is a messenger RNA of Effrenium voratum, 540 nucleotides long. The record is from the annotation of a GenBank genome assembly. Lineage: Eukaryota; Dinophyceae; Suessiales; Symbiodiniaceae.
AUGACGCUGCAUGAAACGCUUGAGACCGCCAUUCGCACGAUUCCCGACUAUCCCAAGCCGGGCAUCAUGUUCCGGGACAUCACGACGCUUCUGGGCGACGCAUCGGCGUUCCGCCGGUCGGUGGACGAACUCGUCCAUCCCUAUGCCGGCACCAAGAUCGAAAAGAUCGCCGGCGUCGAAGCGCGCGGCUUCAUCCUCGGCGGGGCCAUGUCGCACCAGCUUUCCGCCGGCUUCGUGCCGAUCCGCAAGAAAGGCAAGCUGCCGCACGACACGGUCCGCAUUGCCUACAGUCUCGAAUAUGGCGUCGACGAGAUGGAGAUGCACAGGGACGCCGUCAAGCCCGGCGACAAGGUGAUCCUGGUCGACGAUCUGAUCGCCACCGGCGGCACCGCAGAGGGCGCCGUCAAGCUUCUCCAGCAGAUGGGCGCGGACGUCGUUGCGGCCUGUUUCGUGAUCGAUCUGCCCGAUCUGGGCGGCCGCGCCAAGAUCGAGGCGCUGGGCGUUCCGGUGCGCACGCUGAUCGAAUUCGAGGGCGACUGA